Molecule: messenger RNA, 1357 nt
Organism: Humulus lupulus (European hop)
Lineage: Eukaryota; Viridiplantae; Streptophyta; Magnoliopsida; Rosales; Cannabaceae
Product: UDP-URONIC ACID TRANSPORTER 1-like
Exons: 4
Coding region: 29-1054 (341 amino acids)
Cellular component (GO): Golgi apparatus
Molecular function (GO): antiporter activity
Source: RefSeq, a predicted model, not a curated record
UUAUUGGCUAUUUUCCAUUGAAGCUCAAAUGAAAGCUUCCUCAAAAGCCAUUCAAGCACCGAUUUCCCCCAAAAUGCAUUCGCAUCAGAAAAUGUCUUCCUCUUCGCUUUCUUCUUCGUCUUCGUCUUCUCUGUCGUCUAGGAAGGAAGCCAUUUUCAUAUUCUCCUUGGUGGUUCUCUGGUACUCUUCCAACAUCGGCGUUAUUCUUCUCAACAAGUUCUUGCUCUCUAACUAUGGCUUCCGCUUCCCAAUUUUCCUCACAAUGUGCCACAUGACCGCGUGCGCCGUCCUCAGCUACUUCUCCAUUAUCUUCCUCAAGAUCGUUCCUUUCCAGAUGAUCAAAUCUCGAGCUCAGUUCCUCAAGAUCGCUACUUUGAGUGUCGUUUUCUGCGCCUCCGUCGUCGGCGGCAACAUUUCCCUUAGGUACCUCGCCGUUUCGUUUAACCAGGCCGUCGGAGCUACGACGCCGUUUUUCACUGCUUUGUUCGCUUAUUUCGUUACCUUCAAGAGGGAAGCUUGGCUCACGUACGCCGCCCUGGUUCCCGUCGUUACUGGGGUCGUCAUUGCCAGUGGGGGUGAGCCGGGAUUUCACUUGUUUGGCUUCCUUAUGUGCCUAAGUGCAACUGCUGCAAGAGCCUUUAAGUCUGUUCUUCAGGGCAUCCUACUUUCUUCUGAAGGGGAGAAGUUAAACUCAAUGAAUUUGAUGCUGUAUAUGUCCCCAAUCGCCGUUCUAGUAUUAUUACCUGCGUCACUUAUAAUGGAGCCAAGGGUUGUAGAGCAAACCUUAACCCUUGGAAGGGAAGAUAAAUUUAUGUGGUUACUUCUUUUUGUCAACUCAGUACUGGCAUAUUCGGCUAAUUUGUCAAAUUUCUUGGUUACAAAACAUACAAGUCCUCUAACACUCCAGGUAUUAGGUAAUGCAAAAGGAGCGGUGGCUGUAGUUAUUUCCAUACUUCUGUUCAGAAAUCCGGUGACUGUCAUCGGCAUUGGCGGGUACACAAUUACUGUUAUGGGAGUUGUUGCAUAUGGAGAAGCAAAGCGGAGGUUUAGAUGAGUAAGCCCUGCACUAGCCAAGUCUUAACUCUGGUUUUGGUUUAGUGAAAUUCAUUUGAAGAGGUAGAGUUAGAUUAUUUGCAACUAGUUCCUUGGUGAAAGUCAUUCCCUUUUGAGAAGAAAGAGAAGAGAAAUGUGGUUUUGUAUCUAUCAUUUUUAUAUAGUUAAGAACAUAUCCAUAUGCUUCUUUGUAAUACAUUGUCCUCACCAUUGUUAUCAUCCUACAUAGAAUAUUUCAUUAUUAACAUAAUAUUAAUUAUUGAGAACUCCAUUGACUAAUAUAAAUUAUUAUUCUACCAAUAUU